This is a messenger RNA of Orcinus orca (killer whale), 1338 nucleotides long. Its product is annotated as ferritin light chain-like. Gene Ontology annotation, cellular component: cytoplasm. Lineage: Eukaryota; Metazoa; Chordata; Mammalia; Artiodactyla; Delphinidae. The record is from RefSeq and is a predicted model, not a curated record. Bases 813 to 1337 code for a protein of 174 amino acids. Gene Ontology annotation, molecular function: ferric iron binding; ferrous iron binding. The transcript has a single exon. Gene Ontology annotation, biological process: intracellular iron ion homeostasis; iron ion transport.
GAGUAUUCUAUAAAAUUCAGAGAAAGAAACGCAGACGGGGGUGAAGGAACGGACAGAAUCUUGGUCCCUUCGAGCCCAAUAUGAGCUGGAAGUGGGAGGGGAAACAAGCGCUCCCCUGGACGUGCUUUUAUACAUUUUUUAAUGUUUCGCUUUCCCUGUAACGUUAAACUACUUGAAAACAUUGAAAAAUUGGAAAGUAGGGGUGUUAAACAUCCUGUCUAGUUUAUACCAAAGGAAAACUUAUAUGUCUACUCUCCUGGCUUUACUGGAAGCAAGGUCAUCAAUAACAUUUAAAACAUAUGCUUCUUACCUUAUCUCGUUUUCACUUGAUAUAAUUGACAUGUUUGGCAAUUUCUCACGACCCAGUGACAAUCUUAAAUAAUUGUUCAUUAAUUUCAGUUUUCUCUCUUGAAGGACCCCAUCGUGACUGUUUAUCCCCAAAGACUAAUUAAGAAACUUUUCUUCAUUAUUCUGGGUAGACAGCCCACUUCGUAAAACAUCUGUGUUAGACUUUUCAAAUAAAGGAAAAAGAACCUUUCAAACAGUUUACUGAAAGCCGGGAGGCACACUUACUCAAGUCCCUUCAUAAAGAGUAACCCUGAGUUGUGCUCUCGGUGGUCCCCGCAGAUCUGUCUCUUGCUUCAACAGUGUUUGGAUGGAACAGACACAGGGACGCCCCUUGCUCCAGCUUCCGACCACCCCCCAACAUUUUUUCCAGUCGCAAUCUUCAGAAUCAGCCACUCAAGCUAUCCUUGGCCACUGGGACCAACCAACACCAUUUCUGAGCUUAACUCCUUAUUACCGAAUCAACCAUGAGCUCCCAGAUUUGUCAGAAUUAUUCCAUCGAGAUAGAAGCCACUGUCAACCGCCUGGUCAACCUGCAUCCGCGGGCCUCCUACACCUACCUCUCUCUGGGCUUCUAUUUCGACCGCGAUGAGGUGCCUCUGGAGGGCAUAGGCCACUUUUUCUGCGAAUUGGCCAAGGAGAAGUGUGAGGGCAUAGAGCGUGUCUUGAAAAUGCAAAACCAGUGCGGCUGCCUCGCCCUCGUCCAGGACGUGCAGAAGCCAUCUCGAGAUGAGUGGGGUAACACCCAGGAUGCAAUGGAAGCCACCAUUCUCAUGGAGAACCCAAACCAGGCCCUUUUGGAUCUACAUGCCCUGGGUCCCACCCGCGCAGAUCUCCACCUCUGCGACUUCCUGGAGAGCCACUUCCUAGAUGAGCAGGUGAAACUCGUCAAGAAGGUGGGCGACCACCUGACUAACCUCCGCAGGCUGGCUGGGCCGCAGGCUGGGCUAAGCCAGUAUCUCUUCCAAAGGCUCAGACUCAAGCAGCACUAGG